Messenger RNA from Chaetura pelagica (chimney swift), 900 nucleotides. It is a transcript of the gene CDC37L1, whose product is annotated as cell division cycle 37-like 1. Gene Ontology annotation, cellular component: cytoplasm. Gene Ontology annotation, molecular function: protein-folding chaperone binding; heat shock protein binding. Lineage: Eukaryota; Metazoa; Chordata; Aves; Apodiformes; Apodidae. The record is from RefSeq and is a predicted model, not a curated record. The transcript is spliced from 8 exons. Gene Ontology annotation, biological process: protein folding; protein stabilization. The coding region runs from base 1 to 900 and encodes 299 amino acids.
AUGAUUUUGCAAAUGCACUUAACAAAGACGUACAGCCAAGGGAUUGAAUUAGCCUGUCAAAAAGAAAGAGAAUUUGUGAAGCACUCGGUGGAAUGCACGUGGAACCUAGCAGAAGCCCAGCAAAAACUUGGUAGCUUAGCACUGCAUAAUUCAGAAUCUUUUGAUCAGGAAUCUGCUCAAGCAAAGACUGAAGCUGCAGAAUUAAGAUGGAGAGAAGAAGAGUGGAGAAAAAAAGAAGAAGCACUAAACCAGAAGGAAGGACACAAUCUAUGGAACACAGAUCCUGUUAGUAAGGAGGUAUUUAAUAAGAGUUUUAUUAAUCAAAAAAGAAAAGAAAGAGAAGAUGAAGAUGUGUCUGAACCACUUACGCAAAAACACGAACAAAAGAUUAGACACUUUGGUAUGUUGAGCAGAUGGGAUGAUAGUCAAAGAUUUUUGUCUGAUCACCCAUAUCUUGUAUGUGAAGAAACAUCUAGAUAUCUUAUGUUGUGGUGUUUUCAUCUGGAAGCAGAACAGAAAAGAGCUCUGAUGGAGCAAGUAGCACACCAAGCUGUUGUAAUGCAGUUUAUUAUAGAAAUUGCCAAAAGCUGCAAUGUGGAUCCAAGAGGUUGUUUCCGUCUCUUUUUUCAAAAAGCCAAAGCUGAAUGGGAGGGUUAUUUUGAGGCUUUUAAAAAUGAACUUGAGGCAUUCAAAACAAGAGUGAGAAUCUGGUCACAAUCACAUGGCUUUCAGACUAUGUUACUACAUGAUCUCAGUGUCAAUCCCGGUCUUGUAGGAGAGCUGGCUUCUUUUUCACAGAAUACAAGUGAUCUACAAGGUUCUAUAAACACAGAUGUCUGCAGUUUAAACUCUGUGACACAAAGAGAUGAAGAAGAAUCCAAAAUGAUGGACACAGUAUAG